GAAGGGUGGGGAAAUGCAGCCCCCGGGGUCACCCCCGGCCCUGAGCUAUUCUUGGGUUUCCCUUGGGUGCGACCUUAACCAAAUCUCCGCCGCCCCCACCCAGUCCCCAACUGUACGUUGUAGCGGUUCAACCCGCCGGUUUCUGCUGGUCCCGCUGGCCUUUAAGAUCCAGCAGUCCUCGGAAACACAGUCUCGACAUAGGUCGUAGAAGCCGCGAAGGCCUUCGAAAGCCUCAGGUGUUCCGAGCACCAGGGGCCAUCACACCCUGUCGCCCGCACAUCUCGCGAGAGAAGGCUUUGGCUGCCGCCCGAGAUCUCGCGGUUGCAGCAGCCUCGGUGGCGGGGAGAGAAGGAAAAAAAUAAUAAAAAUAACCCGGCCCUCGUUCUCGCGAGAUCCCCGGCCCGAGCUGGGAUUUGGGUCUCGGGACAGGGGCUGAAGCCGGUUCUGGCUGCGCUCAGCAGGGUCUUCGGGGAAGAUGGCGGACGUGUCCGGCAACAACGGUGACGCGGCGGGCCCCGUGGGGAAGGAGGCGGGUGAGUCUCGGGGCGGGCUUGAGGCCGAUGGAGGCGCUUUGUUGACUGUGUUCCCCGGGGCCCAUUCAUUCCGCCCCCUCCUGGGGAGGGACGUUGGGGCUGCCCGGGGGGACAGGCCCGCCCCCAGCCUCACCUGGACACCCUCCAUCCCCUCCGAGGCCCAUCUCCAGCCUCACCCGGAUGCCUUCCCCUUUGCCCAAGCCCUCGUGCCUUGACUCACCGUUAACUGCACCCAUCUUUGAAUCCCGACCCCACUGAGCUUGGCCUUCCGAGGACUGACCCCAGCCUUUCCCGGACCCCCCGCCCUCUCGCCUAACCUUAAUCAUCGGACUGCCCUAACCUCCGCCUAGACAUCAAACUCCCUCCGGGGCCCCCUCCUGUUCCGCACCGCCUCAGUCCGGCCUCACCUGAAUGGCUCCACCCUUGCCCCAUCCCAACUGCCCCGAGGGGCCCCGGCCUCGCCUGGACAUCAUAUUCCGCGCGCGUGCUCGCGCCCUCUUGUUCCGGGAGCUCACGCCUCACGUAGAUCGAAUGAUUCGAGAGAACAACCAUCUGUUCACAGAUGUCCAAUGUAAAGUGUGCAAUGCAGUACUCAUUUCAGAGUCCCAGAAACUCGCCCAUUAUCAGAGCAAGAAACAUGCAAAUAAAGUGAGGAGAUACACAUCUAUUCACAAAGAGGAGGAGUUUAAUGAUGGAAAAAAAUUGAAGCUAGAUUCAGAACAGGAGAGCAGCCAUAGCGAUGACAGGGAUCGGUGCUGUGCCAUCUGCAACAUGACCUUUUCUUCCCCCAUCGUGGCCCAGUCUCACUACCUGGGGAAGACCCAUGCCAAGAACAUGAAGUUGAAGCAGAGUAACUCCCAGGUGGAAGUUCUACCAAAACUCCACAAGAAUGCUGUAACUCCUGGUCUCAGUGAAGAUGGUAGUGAUACAUCUGAUCCUGACAAGUUCUGCAACCUCUGCCAUGCAACUUUCAACAAUCCCUCCAUGGCCAAGCAGCACUAUGUUGGCAAAAAGCACAGAAAACAAGAAACCAAAGUCAAACUAAUGGCUCAUUAUGGCAAGAGCAAGGAUUCCCCCAUUACAGCUUCAGAAGCUGGGUGGGGCUACCCCUGCAACACAUGCAAAAUCAUACUGAAUUCCAUAGAGCAGUACCAGGCGCACAUCAGUGGCUUCAAGCACAGGAAUCAUACACCAGGAGCUGUGCCGAUCCUAGGACGCUUUCCAAAGCAGCAGUAUGUUCGAGAAGAAACAGUGUCCUCAGGAGACUACAGUUACUUUAGCCAAGACUCCUAGAGCCAGUGGCAAUACUGUUCUCUUCAAGCUGGUGCCAGCCAAGAACAAGCAGCUAGUGUCAACUCUCAGCGGUUCUGUUAUCUGGUCAGAGACUGGCCUGUGUCUCCCUCUCAUAGUGACUGUACAGGACAAAAACAGAAAUGACUUAGUUUGGGAAAGAUAUGAUGGAGCAAACUUUGCUCUAUCUCGUGUAUUUAUUAGGAAGCUCUUUUGGCAUAAUCUGUUAAUUGACAUCUUGUUCUGUGUGUUUCUCAAACAUACAGGUGGUGUCCUUCCUUUAUAUGUCACUUCUUGCCACUCCUCUGCCUCUAAGCUAUGUCCCUGCCCUCUACAAAUAGUGCCGAACUCUUAGGUUUCAAGAACAGAACAGCUCCUUGAGUGGUUUAUCUUAGAUAGGAGUAAUAAUAUAGAGUUGGAUAUUAGCAGAAUUGUUAUCCCUAAUUCCCACUUGAACUUUUGUGUCUAAGUGUGUCUUACUUGGUCUUCCCUGGUGGGGGUAAACUUGCUUAGGAUUUAUUGCUCUGUAUUUGGAAAGACAAUUCCUUGGGCUUUUUCCUAGUGCCCUGGACACCUUCUAGAGAAACCAUCGAAUGUGAGUGCCAAACUAUGGCAGGGGUAGAGAACAAAAAACUCAAUGUUCCUAUGACAACUUCUAGCAAGAUAUUAGUCAACUCUAUCCUUCAAAAGAAAGGUACUUUAGACCAAGUUAUUUCCAGUUGUGCAGGAGAGAGUCCCUUUUAAAUCUAAUUGAUAUGUUGAAAUGUUUUCUUUUUUGGAAACCUCCAAAAUCUACUUUUCACAAUAUCUAAAUGGUAACUAGGGAGGUCAUGCUACUCUGGGCAUGCACAGGGUUUUUUUCCCUCCCAGUUGGUGCUGCUCCCAGUCAUAUGUCAUCACUGGAAGGUUACUCUGAGAGUACAAUUUAAAAGAAGUCCUUUGGUAGCAGUUCUACUUCCCCAAGGUCCAUUGCCUAUCUGCUUUACAGACAUAGACCACAUUAAAGUCUUUAUUCACCUGACCUUUCAGACUUUCUUCUUCCCUUGGAUCUGCAGUCUCCUACCAGAGGAGAAUACAGUGGUGAUAAAUGGAAACUGGAGAAGUAUAGGAAGGGCUCUUUGCAGGAAAAGGCCCUUAGGUAUCAGGGGACUAACUGGUGUAAUUUUUCAUCCAUAGGUCUUCCAGGCUAGAAAGAAUUGUUUUCAAAUGAUCAGAGAAGAAAGCAGGAGGGAGGGUAAAGAAUUUGACCUAAACCAUCCCAUGCAAACAAGUAAGCAUAUGGUCCCUUUGGCAACACUUCGAGAAACAGAGAGACUAAUUAAUCAUAGAAUCUGAAUUGGAAGGAGUCUUAGAGGGCUUCUAGUCCACUCCAUACUGAACAAAAGUACAACUAUACAAUAUUCCUGACAAGUGGCCAGACAGCCUUUGCUUGAAGAUCUCUGGUGGAGAAGAACCUACUGCCACUUUGGGCAGCUCAUUCAACAAUUCUGAUUGUUGAAAAUUUUUCUUUAUGUCAGACUGAAAUCAGUCUUCUUGCGGCUUCCGUGCAUUGUUCCUAGUUCUUCUCUACUUCUCAGUCUAGCAGGACUCUUCCACAUUAUAGCCCUUUAUAUAUUGAAAACAGGCACUUUAUUUCCCCAGGUUUUGGCUUCUCCAAACAGAAGCAUACUCAGUUUCUUUACCUGAUUGUCAUUUGACAUCAAUUUGGAGUCUUUCUGGUCUCCUUCUUCUUACUUCUCCAGUUUAUCAAUAGUCUUCAUAAACCAUGACUCCUACAACCAAGCACUGUACCAGGUAUGAUCUGAUUAUGGCAUUUCCCUAGCAUCCCAAACACUGUGUCUCAGCAUAGCCUAAAAUUGCUAAAUUUUCGGCUAUCUUAUCACAAUGUUAACUCAUAUUGAGUUUAAAGUCCACUCAAACUGACAGAACUUAGCCAGAUGGACUAUCUAGUUAAUGCCUUCUCUAUCUUGACUUCUUUCCCCUAAUUUGAUUUUUUUUUAAUUCAAGUGUAAGACUUUACAUUUAUCCCUGUAAAAAUUCAUUUUACUCAAUUGAUCCUAGUGUUUUGGCUUAUGAGAUCUUUCUGAAUCUUGAUUGUAAUCCAAUCUGUUAACUAUCUUUCCUAAUUUUGUUCUGUCUGCAAAUUUUAUAACAUGCCAUCUUUCACCUUUAUCAAAUCAUUUUUAAAAGUGUUGAACAACAUAAAACCGAUAACUUCUCAAGCAUUCUAUUAAAUAAUGACAUAGAACCAUUCAUGAUCAUUCUUUCAAUCUGACCAAUCAUCUAAUAUCAACCAUUAUACUCUAGUUCUCAUUUUCCACAAGAAUAGCAUAAGAGAUUUGUUAAAUGCUUUGCUAAAAUCUUAGUCAACUAAAUUUAUAGUAUUCCCCUGAUAAAUCAAUUUAGUAAAUCCCAAAAAAGGAAAUGAGGUUAAAGCGAGCAUGACCUGUUCUUUGUGAAGUCAUCUUGGCUCUUUGUGAUUAUGGCUUCCUUUUCUGUGCAUUUCUUAACCACUUCUUUAAUAUUAUGUUCCAUAAUUUCAGCAGAAACUGAAAUUAUGCUUAUUGGCCUACAGUUUUCCAAUUCUAUAAUCCCUUUUUAAAAAAUCCAGACAUUUGCCUUUUUCCAGUCUUGUUGCAUUUAUCCCAUUCAUCUUGAUCUUUCCAAGAUUCACAACAGUGAUUCAGCAGUCAAAUCUACCAACUCUGUGGGAUAUAGUUAAUCUGAGUCUGAUAACUUGAAGGGCAGGUAGAUACUUUCUUACUUUUUCCCUACUUAUCUUGGAUCUUAUUAUCCUGUUAAUCAUUUUUAUUCAGUCCUUUCCACUUCAGAGAUCAUUGUCCUUGACAGACAAAGCAGAAACAAAGUAAGAGUUAGGGAGCCUUUCUUUCUCUCCCUUGUCUUGUCAGUUCUGAUUAGCCCAUCCACUUUGAGCAGCAAUCCUAUCUUGUCUUUAAUCAUUGUUUUCCUCAGUUCAGUUUUUUAAAAAUAACUUUAGGGGGUCAAUUUUUAGCUUUCUCUACCAGUUCUUAGCUCAUUCUGAACUUGGAUGUUCCUGACAUUAUUCUUACAGGCUCAUGCCAUGCUUUGUAUUCAUCUUCUAUUACCUGACUUUAUUUCCAUCUUCUAUACCCAUCUUUUUAAAAAUCUAAGUUGCAUAUGUUUGUUUGUUUACACAUUUCUCUUUCUCCUCAUUAAAAUUAUUUUUAUGUGUCCAGAAUUUCAUUCUUAUGAUUUCUCCUGUCAGAUUUUGGUCCAAAGGAUCCUAACUAUCCUUUUUCUGAAUCUUUCAAAAUCUUUGUUCCAAGAACAUGCAUGUCAAACUUUACUCAGUUUUCCUGACUUUUUUCAAAACUGAAUAUGAAGUGAUCAUUUCCCCCUUGAUUCCCCUCAUCUCUUCUUUAGGACCUAGUUCCUUUUUGGUAAAAGUCUAAUCCAGAAUAGGAGUUUCCCAUCUUCCUCCAUCUUUUUAUGGAUGAAAUUAUCAUUAGUGCAAGCUAAGAAAUUAUUAGCUGUUGCUCUGCUUUUCAUAAAGUAUGAACUCCAGCAGGAGUCCAGAUGAUCACUGCUGUGUUCGCAUUCCAAGUGCCAAGCUUGUGAUCUGUUUCCAAAAUGUAACUGUUUUCUCUCUCAGCCUGGGUACUCUGUAACAUAUUGUGAAUAUUUGUUUUUUUCCUUUAGCUCUUACAGUUUUCUGACCUGACAGCAUCUAUGGAUCUAUAUCACCAUUCCCUUGUUCUUCCUCAAAAGCUCCUACUCUUUCCUCUAUAAAAAGAGUGUCAUCUAAGUGCUCAUUGGUCCUUCCCUUUCUCUUCUCACCCCCAUCUUCCAGCUCUGUCUUUACAGAUCCUUUUUAUCUUUAUAUUAAAUUUCUUUCAGUUUUUUAAAGAAGAUUGCAUUCUUCCUGAUAAUAGGGAUAGAACAGAUGUUCCUCGAGGCACUUUACUUUUGUCUUUUAAAAAGACCAGCCUGCACUUUGUACAUAGAUAAUUGUUACUUGGCCAUGGCAGACAGACAGAUGUCAUGUAGUCUGUGCAAAUCACUACCAAAUUUUCUUUGCUCUUCAGACUUCUCAGAAACAUGAGUUUCUUGAACUUUUGUUUUUCUCAUUAUUUGUGGCCAACUCCUCUGGGGAAUUCCUGUGGCCUAUAGGGGUCUUGAAAUCCAAAGUUUUCAUUCAUAUUUCUAUGUACUUCCUAACCUCUUUGAGUCCUCUGUUCUCACAUUUUCAUUUUUUGAGUCUUCAAGUUCUCUUCUUCUUCCUUUCUUCUUUGUCCUUAGCAGAGUCAGCCCUGCUUAAGUGAUUCUCCUGCCUAAUCAAACUCUAACCCUGAAGCUGGCUAAUAGGAAGAAGCUGUCCCAUAGGUAGCAAGGGGCAGUCCCUGUAGUGGAGAAGAUAUUUUUUUUGUGUUGUGACUAGCAAGGUUCUAGGGUGUACUAAAGGAAGGUAGUUUGAAGAGAAUAGGGUUCCCUUAGUACUCUUAAGAUUUCUAUCUAUAUAUAUGGGGAAGCAGAGGAAGCCUGAUAUAUACAUAUACAUGUAUAUGUAUAUAUGCUGAUACAUACAUAUAUAUGUAUGUAUGUAUGUAUGUAUAUAUGUGUAUUUACAAAGCCUUUUCUGCUUCCCUGUAAAACUCCAUCCUUCCUUUCUUUGUGAAGCAAUGCCAUUUGUAUGUGGUGUGUCUACUCUGUGCCCCAUGGGACAGAGGCCUCCCAAUAAAGAAUGACUCCUCUGACUGCCA
This is a messenger RNA of Sarcophilus harrisii (Tasmanian devil), 6565 nucleotides long. RefSeq names its product zinc finger protein 346 (gene ZNF346). The transcript has 7 exons. Gene Ontology annotation, molecular function: double-stranded RNA binding; zinc ion binding. The record is from RefSeq and is a predicted model, not a curated record. The coding region runs from base 945 to 1826 and encodes 293 amino acids. Lineage: Eukaryota; Metazoa; Chordata; Mammalia; Dasyuromorphia; Dasyuridae.